UCCAUCCGGUGAACACAAAUGCCUUACCUGCGAUGGAAUUGAUAAUAUGGUGCUUUAUCUUUACCACUCUCAAAGGUUUUGCCUUGAGUGUUGGAGCCCCACCCGCAACGCUGUUGACCAGAACUGUUCUGGCCUGUGAAGAAGGAUGGUACGCCUUCGAGCAGAACUGUUACAAAAUUGGAGGCAGCAAGAAGAUUAUGAAAGUAACCUGGUGGAAAGCAUUAGAAUAUUGCACCGAUGUUGGUGGGAAAUUGGCUACAAUAAGUAGCGAAGAGGAAUUUGAUUUCCUGAAAACUUUCAUUAAUUUGGAAAUACGUGAAAAUAUCUGGAUUGGGCUGUCUGAUUCAAGACCGGGUGGCUUCUCCUGGGCAGAUGGCACUGCAGCAAACUUCACCAACUGGGCUUAUGGCGAGCCUUCGGACACAGUAGUUGGACAGAGUAACGAGGACUGCGUAGAACAGCGUUUCUGCGUCGCGCAUGGUAUGAGGCAUUGUUCAGCAAAAGGGAAUGGGGAAUGGAAUGACAGGUCUUGUUUUCAUGAGCUGCCUUUUGUUUGCCAAAAAGGUGUAACCAAAAUGUCAGCAAUUGAAGCACCAUUGGAUGCGAAAUUGUGUUCAGAAAACAACAACUCCGGGUGGAAAUAUCGAACUUCUUGCUUCAAUUUUGUUAAGGAAAGGAAAACCUGGACCGAUGCCGAAGAAUAUUGCAAAACAGAGUAUACGGGACAUUUGAUCACUCUGAGGGAUAAGACUUAUGAUAUGUUCAUCGACUACAUGCUAAAAGAUAUCACAGAUGAUAUUUGGAUAGGAAUACAAUUGAAAGAUUCGAACACACAAAGGUGGUCAUCCGGUUGGCUCGUAGUAUACAACGGCUGGAGAAGAAGCAGACGAAAAUAUUUGGAAGGAACGUGUGCGACGCGAAACGGAAUUGGAAACUGGACCAAUGAGCCUUGCACCAGGAAAUUUCCUUUUGUUUGCGAAAUUUCUAGUGAUCAACCACUUGUUCUAACCCCCGUUGCGAAUGACACAGUUUGCCCAGAAGGAGAAGAAGAUUUGCAAGAUUUGGGAGGGAACUUUUGUUAUUACUUUUAUACAAAAACGGAAGUCACUUGGCACGAAGCAAACUUCAUGUGCAUGCAAAAAGGCAGCACUUUGGCAAGUAUUCAUUCAAAAGAAGAAGCCGAAAUGUUAAAUCAUUUUGUUCUCUUUACAAGGGAAUGGCUUCAUAUCGGGCUUUACCGCGAUGCAGCAGAAGGAAACAACUUUGUUUGGGCCGAUCGCUCUCCAUUUGACUUCCAGUACUGGGAUGCAAACGAGCCCAACUCAGACUUAGAGAACUGCGGCUGCUUGUCCGGAACGACCAUGAGGUUCCAUAAUAUUUUGUGCGACAGAAAAUUACAUGGCUUCAUUUGCUCCGCUAGAAAAGUGUUACCGACUGUGAAGCGUGAAAAGAUAGAAGGAACAGCAGUAGAGGCAAAUGAAGAACAGAAGAAAAUGUGUGAAGAGAAAUACACAAGUUGUGUUCCAACAUCAAGUUUUAAUAUUCUAGUUGCUGCACUAGUGACAAUAAUAUGCUUUGAUAUUUUGUUAAGAAUACUUUGGAUGUACUAUGUCAAGAUUCAAAGAACCAAGAAUAUCAAUAACAGAUUAUCUCUCGAAUUUCACAAUAAAUAAACCAACACCAAAUCUGUCAACUGAACAAGACGGUAACCAAGAAAGUACAACGUUGCUUGGAUAUCGAACAGUUUAUCACGUAAUCUGAGGAUGUUCAACAUGAAAAGACAAACGUUGAUUGGAUAGCAAACAGCUAUACCUAUGAUAUUGUUUCACGCAAAACGUGUUUCACAAAAGAAAGUGUGAUGUGUGUACAUUUGUUUGUUCUUAAUCAAAUUGCAUUAAAAUGAACAAAAAAAUUUC
Molecule: messenger RNA, 1916 nt
Organism: Uloborus diversus
Lineage: Eukaryota; Metazoa; Arthropoda; Arachnida; Araneae; Uloboridae
Product: C-type mannose receptor 2-like
Exons: 12
Coding region: 33-1673 (546 amino acids)
Molecular function (GO): signaling receptor activity
Source: RefSeq, a predicted model, not a curated record